GAUGUUGUUUCUCAGCACGUUAUCGAAGUACUUUGUAAAGAGUUUUGCAAAUAGUAUCAUGCCUUCUGAACUUCCAUAGUUAACGAGUUUCGGUGUACUAUUUAAAUCGUAGACUUCAGCUCUCUGCGAUUGGUUCGUGAGGUGUGAUUCAAACAAUUUCAGUGCCAUUCCGCGAACUCUUCUUCGUUCCAUUGCGUUGAGCAUAUGACCUUUAUUCCUUUAGUCAGCAUUGUGGUGCAUUUGUGUGGUUGGUUGUUGAAAGGCAGUCGAAUCAAACUACAUAUCAAACUCGUGAAGAGUAGAUUGGAAAAUCAUGUGGCGUUGCAUUUUGUUACUAGUCGCGUGUGUAUAUACAGCGAAAACUUUUCCUUGUGUACGUCGCAAUUUCGGAAACGACAGAAUAGUCUGUGUAUGCAAUGCUACGUAUUGCGACAAUACGCAGAUUUCCAAUCUCACUGGGAAUGGUUCUUAUCUUCGAUACACAUCAAGUCAAGACGGCCUGAGACUCGAAGAAACGCAGGGUGAUUUUGUCAAGGAAUGGACUGCCGAUCUCAAUAGUUUCCAAAUAGAUCCUGACACCACGUAUCAAAGUAUCGAGGGCUUUGGAGGCGCUUUUAGCGAUGCGGCGAUCUUGAAUAUAAAAACGCUCAGUUCUGAUACUCAAGAGAAUUUAAUGAGAUCGUACUUCACUACCGCAGGUAGUAAUUAUUAUUUCGCCCGUGUACCGAUCGGCUCAACUGAUUCGUCUAUUAGGCCAUACACCUACGACGAUCACUCUGGUGAUGUGGGACUGGAAAGAUUUAGCUUAGCAGUUGAAGACUUACUCUACAGAAUUCCAUUGAUGAAAAAAGCCCAGGAAAUGAAUCCUGAAAUUAAAUUUUUGUCAGCAGCAUGGACUGCGCCACCAUGGAUGAGGACGAAUCACAAUUACACAGGUUACGGAUUUCUAGAAGAAAAGUACUACCAGGUAUACGCUGACUAUCUUGUAAAAUAUUUGAACAAGUACGAGGACUAUGGACUGAAAAUGUGGGCUAUAUCAACGGGCAACGAACCUUACAUCGGUACGCUAAACCUAUCUCAUUAUGGCAGUAUGGGAUGGCUACCGAGUGAUCUCGGCAAAUGGGUUGCGAAUAAUUUUGGUCCAACUAUUCGCAAAUCGAAGCAUAAAAGAACUUUGAUUCUUACCUAUGACGAUGAAAGAACAAUUCUCGACCCGUUUGUCGAUAAAAUGUUUGAGAACGAAUUGGCGAGGAAUUACACGGCUGGUCUUGCAAUACACGGAUACGCGGAUACGGUAGUUCCCACGAGCGUACUUGACGAAAUCAUUCGGCGUUAUCCCGAAAAGUUUCUCAUUAUGACCGAGUUCUCCACGGAGACUUCACAGCGGGGCAAUGUUAUUAGUUUCUUGGGAUCUUGGAGCUAUGGAGAAUCCUACGUGUUGGACAUUAUUCAAAAUUUGAAAAACUGGGUAAUUGGCUGGGUGGACUGGAGUCUUGCUGUAGAUGAAUACGGUGGUCCCGAUUGGAGACAAAACUUUGUGGGUGCCUCGAUUAUCGUGAACUCGGAGGCCGAUGAAUUUUACAAGCAGCCAAUGUAUUACGCCAUCGCGCACUUCAGCAAGUUCAUCACACCAGGUUCAGUCAGAGUGGGACUCACCGGCGGAAAAGAAUUGGUAAAGGCUGCAGCCUUCAAGACACCGAAAAACGAGAUCGUCGUUGUAAUGUACAACAAUUGCAGUGCACAGCAGAAUGUGAUCAUUUCUGACAAAGAGAGAGGGCAGAUUCGCUUACAGCUGCCAGCAAAAUCGAUUCACACAAUUAUGUACAAGUAAUGCUCAUUUUGAUUUACUGAGCACUAUUGGUGUACAAAAAUUGGCGUAACCCUCAAAUAUACCAUCAAUAAAAUAAUAUAGACUCGUAUGCGUACAACUUUUAAAUUAUUAUCUGAAAAAUUGGUAUUGGAAAAAUAAGUAAUGUAAAAAUA
Molecule: messenger RNA, 1983 nt
Organism: Neodiprion fabricii
Lineage: Eukaryota; Metazoa; Arthropoda; Insecta; Hymenoptera; Diprionidae
Product: lysosomal acid glucosylceramidase-like
Exons: 8
Coding region: 314-1831 (505 amino acids)
Biological process (GO): glucosylceramide catabolic process
Molecular function (GO): glucosylceramidase activity
Source: RefSeq, a predicted model, not a curated record